AUGGAUGACGCGCUGAGUAUGUUCGACGCCUUCGCGGCCGCUACCACCAACAAGGUCUCCGACUAUGAAAACGAGGGGUUCGCCAAGGCUCCAAAGUUCGUGGAUGCUGCCCAGCACCGGCUGGCUGCGCAGGUCGUCCUGGAGAAGCUUCCCGGUGGCAAGAACUGCACUCACCAUAGGCUGAAGCCAGCGAACUAUGAGAUCCCGGAUCAGCCCACGGGGGAGCCUGCGCGCACGUAUCCCUUCACGCUUGACGAGUUCCAGAAGAAGUCCAUUGACUGUCUGGAGCGAGGGGAAAGUGUCCUUGUCUGUGCCCACACCUCCGCCGGAAAGACGGCCGUGGCCGAGUACGCCAUUGCAAUGGGCCUCCGCGACAAGAGGCGCAUCAUAUACACGAGCCCUAUCAAGGCCCUGAGCAACCAGAAGUACCGGAACUUGUGCGACGAGUUCGUCGACGUCGGGCUGAUGACGGGAGACGUGACGCUGAACCCCGACGCCUCCGUCAUGGUCAUGACCACCGAGAUUCUGAGGUCCAUGUUGUACAGAGGCAGCGAAAUCGUGCAGGAAAUGAAGUGGGUUAUUUUCGACGAGGUGCACUACAUGCGCGACGCCGAAAGAGGUGUCGUCUGGGAGGAGACCAUCAUCCUCAUACCCCAAAAGGUGCACCUGGUGUUCCUGUCAGCAACGAUACCCAAUUCUAUCGAGUUCGCCGAGUGGAUCUGCAGAAUCAAGAACAUGCCGUGCAACGUCAUUUCCACGGAUUACCGUCCCACUCCUCUGCAGCACUACAUAUAUGCGCCGCAGUCAAACGGGGUCUACCUCGUCGUGGAUGAUUCUGGCAGGUUCAGGCAGGAUGCGUUCCUGAAAGCUGUAAGCACGCUGGACUCCGUGGAGGAGGGCAGGCGCAAAAGGGGCCGCAACACGAAGGACAUCGAGUCGGUCGUUGCCAUGUGCCACGAGAAAAAAUUCACGCCGGUAAUCGUGUUCGCCUUCUCCAAAGCCGAGUGCGAGGCUAAUGCGACGGCUAUCAGGACUCUCGACAUGACUGACGAGGCGGAGAAGAACCUCAUCACCGAAAUAUACCAAAAUGCAAUGGCGACCCUUGCCGAUGACGACCGGACGUUGCCGCAGGCGGUAUUCAUGCUACCGCUGCUCAGGAAGGGGGUGGGCAUUCACCACGGAGGGCUGCUGCCGAUUAUAAAGGAGAUCAUAGAAAUUCUGUUCCAAGAGGGCCUUAUCAAGGUUCUCUUCAGCACUGAAACGUUCUCCAUGGGGGUCAACAUGCCGGCGAGAUGCGUUGUGUUCACCAGUCUCAACAAGUGGGAUGGCCAGACCAACCGGCUCAUCACGUCUGGCGAGUACAUUCAGAUGGCCGGGCGUGCAGGCAGGCGCGGUCUGGAUGAGCAUGGGCUGGUCAUUAUCAUGAUGGAGAAGGGGAUAAAGCCCGAGGAAGCUAAAUCCAUAUUCAUGGGAAAGGCCAAUAGGUUGGACAGCUCGUUCCACUUGGGCUACAAUAUGCUGCUGAACCUCAUCCGCAUCGAAAACACCACGCCGGAGUUUCUGAUCGAACGGUCGUUCCUGCAGUUCCAGAGGGACACCAACGCAAGAAGCUACCAGAGGGAGCUCUUAGCCGUGAGGAAGGAAAUGGAGGAAAAGAAGGCGUUGCUGAGGCAUGAGGACCUGCUGGAACUCACAAACGUCCACGCAUUGCGCAAGGAAAUAGCCGACAAAAAGGACGCCGUCGGCCGCCUCGUCUCCAAAGAUUUGCGGAUGCUGAACUUCCUGAAUUUCGGCCGGCUGGUGAAGCUCGAGAAUGAGGGCCACGUCUGGGAAUGGGGCAUAGUGUUCGCGACGCCCAAGGUCAAGGUAAACAGGAGCACCUACGAAAAGCAGAAGUUCUACAUUGUGGACUGUUUGGUUCUGUGCGAUCGUGCAAGCGUCAGCGGGAACAAAAGGGAGGCGCCAUUGCCGACGUCAGAUGUCGCCGACGGCCUGUUCGUCGUAGUGCCGUUCUCGAUAGACUGCGUCAAGGAAAUAAGCCAAAUAAGGAUGCAGGUGCAGCAGGACUUCAGGGUCAACAGCGAACUUUCCCAAAUGCACAUGCGAGCGAAAUACACACAGCUCCUGGAGUACCUGAAGACACUGCCGUCGGUGCCGAUGUUGGACCCCGUGGAACACAUCAAAAUCGACACCCCCGAGAUGAAGGGGCUGCUCAGCCAAAUCACCGACCUCGAAAAACGUCUGAGUGGCUGCAAGGUGCUCGCCAGCGGCGACUAUGAAACGAAGUACAAUCUGUUCAUGGACUACGUUAAGAGCCAAACCAAGGAAAGGGAAGUGCUGCGCCAGAUCGAGAUGUCCAAUCAAAUCGUCAUGAAGGAGGAUUUGCGACACAUGAAGGCGGUGCUGAAAGAGCUCAACUAUGUUGAUGAAAACGGCGUCGUCACGAUAAAGGGUAACGUCGCGUGCGAAAUUAACGCAACAGACGAGCUGGUUGUAGCGGAAAUGUUUUUGCGAAACUUUUUCGAAAACAUGGAGCCCGAGUACAUCUGUGCCUCCCUUAGCUGUCUCGUCGUUGACGAAAAGAAGGAGGACAAGCUGCCGAGCGAUCUAAAGCUUGUGGAAGCAUUCAAGAAGAUUCAGGAAAUAGCUCGUGAAAUCGCGACAGUAAUGGCAGCAAAGCAUCUGGAUGUGAACGUCGAGGAUUUCGUAAAGAAAUUCAAGCCGGCUAUGAUGACGGUGGUCCUCAGGUGGGCGAAGGGGCACUCGUUCACCGAGGUGAUGGCGGAAUCGAACCUGUUCGAGGGUUCAGUCAUCCGAUGCGUGAGGCGUCUGGAGGAGCUGCUGAGGCAGCUGGCAUGUACUUCGCGUAACAUAGGCAACCUGCAGAUGGAGCAGACGUUCGUGACGUGCAUCAAGAAAUUAAAGAAAGGCAUCAUUUUCACGUCGUCACUAUAUUUGUAA
This is a messenger RNA of Babesia bigemina, 2961 nucleotides long. RefSeq names its product DSHCT (NUC185) domain containing DEAD/DEAH box helicase family protein, putative. Gene Ontology annotation, molecular function: ATP binding; RNA helicase activity; RNA binding. Gene Ontology annotation, biological process: RNA catabolic process; maturation of 5.8S rRNA. NCBI's taxonomy places the organism in Eukaryota, Apicomplexa, Aconoidasida, Piroplasmida, Babesiidae. The record is from RefSeq and is a predicted model, not a curated record. Gene Ontology annotation, cellular component: nucleus. Bases 1 to 2961 code for a protein of 986 amino acids. The transcript has 3 exons.